GUGUGGAGGCUGGCGCGUUUAAUCCAAUGUAGACUUGCGGUGUGAGUGUAUUGUGUAGGUGGUUUUGCUGUCAGCGUGUGUACCGUAUGUGCGUAUGUGUGCGCUUCAUCCCGAUCCCUCCGUUCUCAUUGGCUGCUGAAACUUGUUGGAGCUUUUUCCUCUCGAAUAAGAGAAAGCUCCAAGAACCUAUCGGUGCGCGCAACCCCUCCACCCUCCCUCGUCUGGAGCCCGCCUGGUCCAGACUUGUUUUGGAGAGUGUCAAAAAAAAAAAAAAAAAGAAGAAGAAAAAAAAAGUAGUCCAGCCUUCACAUCGCUUAAAUAAGCUCAUGUUAGGGACGGCCGCUUCUCUACUGUGGACUCAGAACAGAGUCAGGACUCCUCCACGGCUCCGGACACAGCGCUGCGCUCCUGCUGCUGCUGCUGUGGAGCGUUCACGCUGACAUUCAGGCCCUUUCAUCUCCUCCCGGUUCUCCUCCUGCAGCACGCACCGGAUCUGGCAGACAUUUUUCCACCUUCAAAGCACGUCGCCACUUUAACUGGACAUCUAGAAACUUUUUUUCCUUUUCUUUUUCCUUUUUUCUUUUUUUAUUGUCGUUCUUAAUGGUACUAUGUCGUCUUUGCCAGGAACGGUUCCGCGAAUGAUGCGCCCGGCUCACGGACAGAACUAUCCGCGCACCGGAUUCCCUCUGGAAGUGUCCACCCCUUUGGGCCAGGGACGGGUCAACCAGCUCGGAGGGGUCUUCAUUAACGGGCGGCCACUGCCCAACCACAUCCGACACAAGAUAGUGGAGAUGGCCCAUCACGGGAUCCGGCCCUGCGUCAUCUCCCGGCAGCUGCGCGUCUCCCACGGCUGCGUGUCCAAGAUCCUCUGUCGCUACCAGGAGACCGGCUCCAUCCGACCCGGAGCGAUCGGAGGCAGCAAACCCAGGCAGCAGGUAGCCACGCCGGACGUGGAGAAGCGGAUAGAGGAAUACAAGAGAGACAACCCCGGCAUGUUCAGCUGGGAGAUCCGGGAUAAGCUGCUCAAGGACGGGGUGUGUGACAGAAGCACAGUCCCUUCAGGUGAGGCCUCCUCUGUGAGUUCCAUCAGUCGCGUACUUCGAGCUCGGUUUGGGAAAAAAGACGACGAGGACGAGUGCGAUAAAAAGGACGAAGACGGAGAAAAGAAAACCAAACACAGCAUCGACGGCAUCCUCGGCGACAAAGGAACCCGGAUGGAUGAAGUGUCAGACGUGGAAUCGGAGCCCGACCUCCCUCUGAAGAGGAAGCAGCGCAGGAGUCGGACUACUUUCACGGCGGAGCAGCUGGAGGAAUUGGAGAAAGCUUUCGAAAGAACACAUUACCCUGACAUCUACACCAGGGAGGAGCUGGCCCAGAGGACUAAAUUAACUGAGGCCAGGGUGCAGGUGUGGUUUAGCAAUCGAAGGGCCCGGUGGCGAAAACAGGCAGGAGCCAAUCAGCUAGCAGCAUUCAACCACCUUCUGCCAGGUGGAUUUCCUCCCACGGGGAUGCCAACACUUCCUACGUACCAACUGCAAGAGUCCAGCUACCCAACCAACACUCUGUCCCAAGACAGUGGCAGCACUGUGCAUCGUCCUCAACCAUUACCUCCAUCCACCAUGCACCAGAGCGGCUUGUCCAGCUCUGACAGCGGCUCUGCCUACGGCCUGGCCUCCAACCGACACGGGUUCUCCAGCUACUCCGACACCUUCAUGAGCUCCGCGGCACCAAACAACCACGUCAACCCUGUCAGCAAUGGACUAUCCCCGCAGGUAAUGAGCAUCUUGAGUAACCCCAGCGGCGUUUCCUCGCAGCCACAGCACGACUUCUCCAUCUCGCCCCUCCACAACACACUGGACUCCUCUUCGUCCAACAGCAUCUCCGCCAGCUGCAGCCAGCGCUCGGCGGAGGCCUCCAUCAAGACGGUGGACAGUCUACCCUCAUCCCAGUCCUUCUGCCCCCCCACGUACAGCACCACCAGCUACAGCGUGGACCCGGCUGUGGCUGCUGCCGGCUACCAGUACAGUCAGUACGGCCAGACUGCCGUGGAUUACCUGGCAAAGAACGUGAGCCUCUCCAGUCAGCGCAGGAUGAAGCUGACCGACCACUCGGCCGUACUGGGACUGCUGCAGGUGGAAACGGGCCAGGCCUACUAGCACAGAGAUAUUUAUGCAGCAUGACUCCCGGUCUGUCACCAGCACAAACCGCACCUCCCGCUACGAUACACUUCUCCAAGAGAGCAUGUAUGUGUGCGUGUGUCACAGAUUGACUAUAUGUGUUGACUAUAAAGAGGCUGAUGUUUUUUUUUUCUUUCUUUUUGUUUUUUUUUUUAAAUUUAUGUUACACUGUUGGUUCUCCAGGGUUUAGGGGUUAAAUUAUGCAGCUGUCGAAGCUUUAAACAUUCCUCACGGGACCAACACGAUCCACCGCAAAGGUUUCAAGUGUUGGGGACUGUGCGCACAGCACCACUGCGUCCGACUUCACUAGAAAACCCGAUGUACACGUUUUUACUAUGCGUGAGCCCCGAGCCAAUCGAUUUGAGCGUAACCUCUGACCCCUAAAAUAUAUUUCUGCGUUCAUCACGAAGCGAACUUCGCCCCGUCGUCUCAGCGCGCUGUCGUUGUGUUGCGCAGCUGUUCGCGUCAAACAUUCCCUUUUGAGUCGAGUUUAAAAUCUGCUUAAGGAAACACAGCCCACGCGCUCUCCACCUCUUUACUCCCCAUGAUUCACUCACAUUCACUCGCAGUUACUCGUGUUGUGCGACCGUCCGACCUAUAGAUCAGACCUGCUACCUCAAAUUCACUUCCGACCACAGAGAAAUGAAACCACUGGAUUUAGCCACAACAACAAAAAAAAAAAAAUUAAAGUUUUAAACCAUUUUAAUUUAUUUUGUGUUAUCCAAGCAUCUUAAAAAAAGAAAAGACGACCUUAACACAUGUGUGUCUGUGUCUGUGUGUGAGGGAGAUUAACACAUUCAGCUUUUUCCUACUGUUUAUGCAAAGAUUUUUUUUUUUUAAACAGUACUGGUGUACUGUUUAAAUCCUGAAAUGAUUUUACACCAAUGAAAAGGAUACGGCCUGUAUUUAUGUGUAUUUAUUAAAGAUAGCGGAUGCAUCACUCACCAAGCAGCUUCUAAUCCAGGAACCGAUCAGUAAAACUCAUUGAAGAUAUUAUGAUGUGAAUCAUGACGCAAAGAUUAGUUCAUAAUCCCACGUUUUCUGAUUAAUCCCCGAUCCAAACACUGAGGAGUAACUAUUAAUACUUAUCGCCUCUUUUCUCUCCAGUAAAUCAUUAUCAGAUCUCAUGUACGCUGAUCAGCCACAACAUUAUGACCACUGAUGACGCUGAUCGUCUUGUGACAUCUCGGUGUUCUCCUGGGAAACUUUUAUUCAUUCAUGUGACUGUUACUGAGACAUGUACGAUAUAACCAGACCAGACCAGACUAGAUACCUCCACCCCAUAACAAUUACA
Mugil cephalus (flathead mullet) is the source of this 3471-nucleotide messenger RNA. RefSeq names its product paired box protein Pax-7-like. Gene Ontology annotation, biological process: anatomical structure development; regulation of transcription by RNA polymerase II. The coding region runs from base 609 to 2156 and encodes 515 amino acids. The record is from RefSeq and is a predicted model, not a curated record. Gene Ontology annotation, molecular function: DNA-binding transcription factor activity, RNA polymerase II-specific; RNA polymerase II cis-regulatory region sequence-specific DNA binding. The transcript is spliced from 9 exons. NCBI's taxonomy places the organism in Eukaryota, Metazoa, Chordata, Actinopteri, Mugiliformes, Mugilidae.